GCGUUUAUUGGUGGUGGUGGCUCUGGGUUGAUAAGUGGUGGUGGUAUAUCUGGUGGUGGCUCUGGCUUGGUUAGUGGUCGUGACUCUGGUGGUGGCUCUGGUGGUAGCUCUGGCUUGGUUAGUGGUCGUGACUCUGGUGGUGACUCUGGUGAGUCCAUGAAAUAUGUCAAAAUUGAAGUGACCGGACUCAAAAAAAUUGUGAUCCUCGAUCCAAUCAAAUCAAAAAGAGCGAUGAUCAAUGUAGAUCCACCAAAUAAGGAAAAUGAAAAUGGGUUGACCCAAACCCAUGUGGGCUCUCGUUAUAAUGAACUCUUGAUAUAA
This is a messenger RNA of Racocetra fulgida, 321 nucleotides long. The record is from the annotation of a GenBank genome assembly. NCBI's taxonomy places the organism in Eukaryota, Fungi, Glomeromycota, Glomeromycetes, Diversisporales, Gigasporaceae.